This is a messenger RNA of Aphanomyces astaci, 428 nucleotides long. RefSeq lists its product as hypothetical. The transcript has 2 exons. Gene Ontology annotation, cellular component: cytoplasmic dynein complex; cytoplasm. The record is from RefSeq and is a predicted model, not a curated record. Gene Ontology annotation, molecular function: dynein intermediate chain binding. NCBI's taxonomy places the organism in Eukaryota, Oomycota, Saprolegniomycetes, Saprolegniales, Verrucalvaceae. Bases 40 to 405 code for a protein of 121 amino acids. Gene Ontology annotation, biological process: microtubule-based movement.
GGAAGUCAAGCGAACGUCGGAUCAUCCACCAAGUAAGUCAUGAUGGUUGUCGACGAGGCUGCCGAGCCGACCUACUACUUCAACACGAUCCAAGGCGACGUCAAGCGCGUAGCACUCCAGACCCUUGAACAAGUGCUCAAGGACAAGACGUACCAUCCGGUCGAAGCCUCGACGUGGGUGCAUGAGAUCACCCACAGCUGUCUACACUCGCUCAAGGGUCUUGCGGACGGAGCGGCAGGGUUCAAGUUCCUCGUCAACGUGACUAUCGUGCAGAAGAAGAACGGCGGGUUCCACACCAACACGUCGUGCUUUUGGAACGCCGACACCGACGGCCACGUCGUCGUGCGGUACGACUCGUCCACGAUUCUCGCGCUGUGCUCGAUUUACGCGAUUAGUUUGCUAUAAUGAAAACACUACUCGUUCUACUC